AGCAGCGGCAGCAGCGUCCCCGGGACUCAGGGCGCGGAGUGAGCGCGGCUCCCCAUCCUGCUACCCACAGCACGGGCACGGAGCAGGAGGGGACAACUGAACUGAAACCAGGCGCGUUUUCUGCAUGUGAGGAACGACAGAGUCCUCGGCAGGAAAACACUUCUUUUUCUUGUUUUUGUUUGAAAGAGUAAGAUACUUUAGACAUGGCUUCAUCCGUGAGCGGCACAGAGGAGGUCCGGGUGUCGGCGUUGACGCCCCUGAAGUUGGUGGGACUGGUGUGCGUCUUUCUCGCCCUGUGCCUGGAUGUCGGGGCCGUGCUGAGCCCAGCGUGGGUCACGGCGGAUGACCAGUACUACCUGUCCAUGUGGGUGUCCUGCUGGAAGCCCGUCAGCUCCGUGGACUGGUCCUGCAACAGCACGCUGGCCACCGACUGGCAGAUCGCCACAGUGGCCCUGCUGUUGGGGGGGGCGGCCCUCACCCUGCUCUCCUUCCUCGUGGCGCUGAUCUCCCUGUGCUUCAGCUCCAGGAGUCGCUGCUACAAGCCCGUGGCUGUCAUGCUAUUCUCUGCAGUGGUACUCCAGGUGUGCAGCUUGGUCCUGUUCCCCAUCAAGUUCAUUGAGACGGUCAGCCUGAGGGUGUACCACGAGUUUAACUGGGGCUACGGUCUGGCCUGGGGAUCCACCAUCUUCUCGUUUGGAGGAGCCAUCCUCUAUUGCCUCAACCCCAAAAACUACGAAGACUACUACUAAAAUAUGCGAGGCAAGAAGAGGAACUGAGACUCUCUGUUUCACCCAGUGCCCUCUCAGUUGUAAGAACUCUCUGUCUGUUACACAGUGCACAACCACGGACUAGAAAAAUAGGAAUAAGCAAAUGCUUGUUGUUAGUUUCAGGACUGGAAAUGAACCCUUCCAUUUGAUACUGUGAACUCUCAAAGACACUCAUUCGACUGAAGCCCCAUGCACUCUUUCUUUUGGCACCAAACCCAGCUGUGAAAAAGAAAUCCAAACCAGACAGUUCAAUUUGGGAGAGAAUGUCACCAGUUAAGUCAGCGUCCCCUUUAAGUGGGACUCCAGUAGGUCUUAGAUUCAUGCAGAAAAUCUGGAGGGAACAGAUGGAUUCACUGACCCCAUACCAGGGCGAAUUGGUGAUCUAUUGAACCAAUCAGAGCAGAGAAGGCAAAGAAUGAUUUUAACUCGGGCCAAUCAGGGAGGUAACGGAUCCAGGGAGGAAAAGAUCCUAUUGAAAUGAUAUCCUGAGGAUGACAAAGCGAGGAAGACAGGGCACACCUAAGGAAAUGCAACAUGCUGCAUUUCCCCGGAGAUUGGCUUCAUCUGGAACUUGGCCUGGCCUUCUUCCUCCAGUAGAGUGUAGCUGCUUGGUGAAAGCAUGUCAUACAGCUCCAAGACUGGCUUUAUUUUCUCUUGUCUUAUUCAAGUCUAUUAAAAGGCUCAGAAAUACUCAUAAUAAUCAGAAGCUACGUAAGACAGUAAAAACAUUCCACAGACACCUUUGAAAUGAUACACUGGUGGGAGGAACAUUUCCUUGGUUAAUGACUAGCACAGCGGUAAAUACCUUUGGCUGCUAUUGCAAAUCUGCAGCUAAAUCCAAGUUAUCCCUGCUUUUUGAUAAAAUUGUUGUAUUAUAUGUAAGUAUGUGCAGUGAGCAUCAUAAAGUAAUAGUCAUUCAAAGAAGACCAGUGGGAAGGAAGAUGGCAAAUGACCAUGUCUGCUGAGUGUGUGCGCAAGCCUGCAUGAUCACACUACCCAGCACAUGCUCACACAUUUCCCCAUGUGAUGCCUCAUCUUCUCACCCAGUAGGAACUGGGACUGCUCCGAGUAGAAUAAGCACCAUUGAGAACACAACGGUAGAUUUUUCCGCUUCGGCUAGGAAGUUUUUGAAAAAGUCAGCAUAUUUAGUUUUUGCAUCCACAAUAAAGUAUUUUAGGAGAUGCCAGAGUGCAAUGUGCAGUGCAUGAGUAGCGUUAUGAGGAACAGGGGCUCAAUCAAGAAGAAUGUGGGAAGUUUCAAACCUAGCCAAAGGUCUGCAAAGGAAAAUUAGCCAGCUGCGUAACACUGGCACAAUUACAGAAAUGUUGAUUGAUGUGUGUUGACCUUAUAAAUAAAAGGAAAAAAAGAAACCUGAAGGAGGACAGUGUGGUCCUGAGAGGUGAGACUUGCAGGGACAGAAGACCUGCACUUAUCUGCUCUAGCCAUCUUCUUAAGCCUCACUCGAGGUGGCCAGAAACUUCUCCAGCCCCCUGUUGCAACAUUAGUGAAAGUGAGUGAGUGUGUGCAUGCCACUAGCAUUUGCUGAUGUGUUUCUGAUUCCCGCUGGUUGGAUUACUAACAUAAUAAACAUGUACUGGGAAAAUAAAGGUGUGUUUGG
Chelmon rostratus (copperband butterflyfish) is the source of this 2385-nucleotide messenger RNA. RefSeq names its product transmembrane protein 47 (gene tmem47). Lineage: Eukaryota; Metazoa; Chordata; Actinopteri; Chaetodontiformes; Chaetodontidae. The record is from RefSeq and is a predicted model, not a curated record. Gene Ontology annotation, cellular component: cell-cell junction; membrane. Gene Ontology annotation, biological process: cell-cell adhesion. The transcript has 3 exons. Bases 204 to 749 code for a protein of 181 amino acids.